Daktulosphaira vitifoliae (grape phylloxera) is the source of this 5344-nucleotide messenger RNA. RefSeq names its product mediator of RNA polymerase II transcription subunit 14 (gene MED14). The record is from RefSeq and is a predicted model, not a curated record. Gene Ontology annotation, biological process: regulation of transcription by RNA polymerase II. Gene Ontology annotation, cellular component: mediator complex; core mediator complex. Lineage: Eukaryota; Metazoa; Arthropoda; Insecta; Hemiptera; Phylloxeridae. The transcript is spliced from 3 exons. The coding region runs from base 360 to 5258 and encodes 1632 amino acids. Gene Ontology annotation, molecular function: transcription coregulator activity.
GAAUAUUGGCCGUAACUCGUCGAACAGAAUUUAGCUGGUAUCCAACCAAUUUUUAAAUUCAUUUUCUUGAAUUAUGUGUAUUUAAUGUAUUAUUUUCUAAUUCAUUACAGAAGUACUGUAUAAUAGUUUCAAUAAUUUGUGACCUAUGUUCUCGGAUAUUUCUAGAAUUGUACUAUAUUAUUGUCAAUAAUUAUAGUAUAUAUAACUUUCUUCAUUAUACACUUGGCCCAUUGUGUUAAUUAUAUAAGAUAAUUAAUAUCUUAUUAAUUAAAUGAAUCUAGUAUUUUCACCAACAAUUAGUUAUGCAAUCAAAUUCAAAAAUUUUAGGUUAGUUUGAAUUGUUUUUACACAAUACUGCAAUGCCUCCAAUACCAUUAGAAGGCAAUCAGCCAAGCAUGAGCAAUGGUCUGCCACCAGAAGGAUCUUUGUCAUUAUCAGUUUUGAUUGAUUUUAUAGUACAACGUACUUACCAUGAGCUUACUGUUCUUGCAGAAUUAUUACCACGUAAAGCAGAUAUGGAGCGCAAAAUUGAAAUUUAUAAAUUUGCAAAUAGGACGAGACAAUUAUUUGUUCGUCUUCUGGCACUUGUGAAAUGGGCAAAUAGCGCUUCAAAAGUCGAUAAGUCCACUCAAAUAAUGGGUUUUUUGGACAAACAGUCAUUAUUAUUUAUAGAUACUGCUGAUAUGUUGGCUAGAGUAGCUCGUGAAACAGUUGUAUCAGCUCGAUUGCCAAAUUUUCAUAUUCCAUCUGCUGUUGAAGUAUUAACGACUGGGACUUUUUCUAGAUUACCUGCUUGUAUUCGUGAACGAAUUGUACCUCCUGACAAAAUUACUCCAGCAGAAAAACGAGAAACUCUCUUACAACUUAAUAGAGUUAUUCAACAUCGAUUAGUGUGUAGCAAUCUCAUCAGUGAAAUGAGUUGCAAAAAAGUAGCAAAUGGUCGUGUUACAUUUCGUGUGGAAAAUGAAUUCCAAGUGUCUCUUACACUAAUGGGAGAUAAUCCAAACAUACCAUGGAGGCUUUUAGACAUUGAAAUAUUAGUUGAAGACAAAGAAACUGGUGAAGGUAAACCAUUAGUACAUCCCUUACAAAUCCAGUAUAUUCAUCAAGUAGUGCAAGCUAGAUUAUUGGAGUGUUGUAGUAUUGGUGAAGAACCACUUACUCAAGUUUAUAUGGUUUUACACUACUUCUGUCAAUCUUUACAACUAGAAGUGCUAUUUUCACAAACUAGAAUAUUAUGUAAAGAUAGAUUAGAUGGUCAUAUUCACAUAACUGAAUACACAGCAGGAAAGUGUAUAGUAGUCUCAUACUGGAGAGAGUUAUCACGAAGUGUAUCUGAACAGUUUGGUUACUCAUUAACUGUGUAUGUAGAUGAUAAAGAACCAAAUAAGUCAUUAUCAAUAUCACAUUCUCCAUCAUUAGGUAUGAAAGAUGCUGAAAUCACUGAAAAAUCAAUUGGCACUGAUCAAUUAUCGAUGGAAAGACUCUUAGUGCAUACAAUUUAUGUGAGAACUAAAAUUCGUUUAUCAGAACUUAAAGUAGAAUUAGAAAAUAUGUUGAAAGAUGUAGAAUGUAAUUUACAAGGUUCACCUGCUAUAUUAUCAGUGGCCAUUUUAAAUCCUUGCUUACGUGCUGAACAAUUACUGGUAACAGUAGACACACAUACUGGAAUGCUUCAAUGUCAUGUCCCUGAAUUUAAUCCACCUUGUAUAGUUCAAUUACAACAGGCAUUGAAUAGUGAACACUCUAAAAUACCACUUCUAAUAAGUGAUUUGAGAUUUUGGAUUACUCAACGUCGUUGUGAAGCAACAUUACAACAUCUUCCAGCUACAGCAUAUGAGCGUUUACCUGUAUUGCAUCAUCCUGAUCACCCAAUGUCAAAAAUAAGUCGCCAUCGUAUGUUUAUAAAGUUGCAUAAAAUAUCUAACAUGAUAUUGAUUGUUGAGUUCUCUGAAAAUGAUAAAUCUCCUUGUAAAAUAGAAUAUAAAUUUUACCUGGCGAAUGUUAAAAAGUCAUCAAUUGAAGAUAAUCCUAAUGAUGAAACAAUUGAAACAGAUAUACCUAAAAUGUACUUAAAAGUUUUAACUUUGCUAACUAUAGAGAAAUUUGUUGCUACACAUGGACCUUUUACUGCUGUUAUCGAAGAGCAACAAGAAAAAAUUGAUCCUAAUAACCGCAAAAGAACUAUCAUACGUAAUGAUCAACCACGAAAAAUCCCUAAGCAUCCUGCUUAUUUUAUUCCAGAACUUGCUCAUAUAGUUGCAUUAUGUGAUGAACGAUUACCAUUUACUGUAUUAGCUCAAGAAUUAACAAAAUGUGGUAUUAGUAAUCAAGGUGUACAAAUUGAAGCCAAUGCAACAACAUUCGUUUUAAAAAUUUUAUCUUUACCACCUCCUACUGGUAUUGAACCAACUAACUCUAAAUGGGUAUCACUAUGUAAACGUUUGUUGUCUAUAUCUAUCAGAGUCUAUGGAAAAGGGACAACUCGUUGUUGGACUGCUGAAUAUGUAUUUUAUGGAAGCCCUUUACCUAGUAGACAUAGUAAAGAACAAGGAGCUCGUCGACCAGUUUACAUAAACUAUGAUGUUAGUAUUGCUGAAAAUAUUUCUAAAACUGUGGAAACAAUAUUAAAUGACUGGUUUCAGAUAGUACAUCUAUACUUUUUAGUUGAAGAUUUAUCACCCUAUUUACAGUUAGAAAAGAAUAACUUAGCGUCUAUGAUAAGUAUCAAAAGUUACAAUUAUUUAAAACUUAUUAUUGGUUAUGGUACUCAUAGACGUUCAACUGCUACGAUCCACUGGAACUCUUCAACUAAUGGUUUUAGCAUAGUAUUUGGAUCUCUCAACAGCAGUAUUAAUCCUCACAAUUUAAUAAAAGAACAAUUUGAGGGUUACCUUAAUAAUAAUAAAAAAUUAUCAAUGCUCAUUCAUGAAAUGUUAGAUACAUUGAAUCCACUAAAUGCAAUUUGUAAAUUACCCUCAAUCCCACAACUGUGUGUUAUACAAGUUCGGCCAACGGUACCAGUUAUUACUUUUGGAAUUGUGGCUAAUUCAACUAAUUUAAUUAAAGUUAUUUAUGAAGGACAAUAUUGUCUAGAAAUAACUUUAAGAUGGGGUAAUUUAGUUAGUGUAAGAGAUGGAGCCUACAGUAGAUAUGAUAGAACAUCUGUCAUAUCAGAUUAUAUACCAACUCCUGGCUUAAAAGCAUUUUUGUCAAAAUAUGUAGAUGAAUCUAGUAUGUUCAGAAGGCGAUCUCAGUCUGAAGAUGACAACCCUCCAUCACCUAUUACUAUGGAUAAUGUUGAUGGAAACUUCUUGAGUAGUUCUUCUCAUAGAGGGCCGCAAUCACCUGCACAAGGCUUGAGAUUCCACCCUCCAGGUAAUACACCCCCAGGAAGUAAUCCUCACACACCAGCAAGUCCACAUCCUGCUGUAAGUGUUACUGGUAUAUCACAAAAUAAUCAACAAUUUAGCAAUAGUCCUGCUACAUCUUUUAAUUUAGCAUCUCCACCAUCAUUACCAUCGGCUAUUAAUCCAUCACCAUCAAUGCUUCCACAUCCUUCACCUGGUUCUAGUUUAUUGGCAAGUUCUCCAUCAAAUCCUCUCCAUGUUCCAAGCCCAGCAGGAAUGUUAUCCAAUUCUUCUCCAGGUCCUGGAUCAGGUUUUGGAUUGAGCUCUAGUACUCAUCCACCUGAAGUAAGUCCAUUUCCUUCACAGAGUAUGACAUCACCUGCUGCUUCAAAUUGGCCUGGAUCACCUGGAUUGCCUCGUCUAUCUCCAGCUAGAGCCCAAGGGCAAUCUCCAGCAAGUCAUUCUUUACAAAGUCCAGAUCAUAAAAGUAGCUUUACACAUACAUCAAGAGUACUGCCACAGAAAUCUUGGGCUGGAGCAGUUCCUACUAUUAUAACACAUGAAGCUUUAAAUGCAUUAUGUACUCCAACAGCUCAUCCUCAAGGACUUCCUGCACCUAAACAAUGCCCGUUGGAGAGGUUUUUAGGCUGUGUUUAUAUGAGAAAAAAUUUACAGCGUUUUGUUCAGACUGAAGAAAAUCUCAUAGCACUAAAUUGUUCUGAACCUGGUGUUGUAAAUUUUAAAGUUGAAACAUUGCAAUGUCGAAUAUUUAUUAAUAUGCAACAUUUCCAAUCAUUACAUUUAAAAAUAUCAUGUACCCCAGAACAAAAAGAUCCAUGGACUAUGGAAGAACUAAAUAUUUUGGAAAAAUUCUUUGAAACUAAAGUAGCAAUACCACCUUGUAAGCCAAAUACCUUAUUAGGUUUUACUCGUAUGUUAAAUUGCCCUUAUACUGUACUUAAAGAUUUUAUACAAAUAAUUAAAUUAGAAAUGAUACCAGGACUUAUUCAACAACAACAAAUGAAGUGGGCAGUUCAAUGGUGUUUACGAAUCCCACCUUCAGCAACCCCUAUUGUACCUGUUGGUAAAGAAGCUUUACUGAUUUGUCGUAAUAAAAUUUUAUUCUUUUUACAAAUUACAAGAAUUGGUAUAACUUAUAACGGAAAUGAAGUUCCAUCAUUAGUUUUACCACUUGUGUAUGAUACUGCUACAAAUCUGACUCAAUUGGCAGAAAAAAGAGAUGGUGGUCCUGCUUCUGCAAUAUCUGCUGCAAGUUUACAUUUAAAAAGAUUUGCUGAAUUUGCACUUAAUCAUAACGAAUGCUCUAUAUUUCCAGCUGUUAGAGACCUUAUGACAAAUUUUGUGCUCCCUUCAGAACCACAACCACAAAUGUCUCCUGCCUCUAUGAAUAUGCACCCACAAAUGGGUCCAGGUGGUCCAGUACCUUCACCAUUAAUGGGACAACACAUGAUGAAUCAAAACUCAGGUAUUGUCGGACAAAAUCCUAGUAUGAUGGGACAAAAUCCUGGCAUGGUUGGACAAAAUCCAGGUAUGGUUGGACAAAAUUCAAAUAUGAUUAGCCAAAACCCAAAUAUUGUUGGACAAAAUCCUUGUAUGGUUGGACAAAAUUCUAAUAUGAUGGCACAAAAUCCUAACAUUGUUGGACAAAAUCCAAAUAUGAUGACCCAAAAUCCUAAUAUGAUAGGUCAAAAUCCUAAUGCAGUUGGACAGAAUCCCAAUAUGGUAGGGCCAAAUUCUAACAUGGUCGGACAAACUCCUAAUAUGAUUGGGCAAAAUCCUAAUAUGGUAGUUCAAAAUCCUAACAUGGUUGGUCCCGGACAAAAUUAUAGUGGUGUUCAAAUGUCUAAUAUGGGACCUCAACAUGGAAUGAUGUCAUCUCAUCAGUGACAUAAAGCUUAUUAUUAAAAAUAGUCAUGUAUUAUGUCAAUAAUAUAUUUAACAUUAAAAUGUAAUGGAAUUUUAAUGUUUUAUAA